GGCGGUGGAAGAUGUGCAGCUUGCAAACAACUAAGGAGGAGGUGCCCAUCAAAUUGCAUACUUUUGCCAUAUUUCCCCUCUAAUGAUCCUCAAAGAUUUGCUUUUGUUCACAAAAUCUUUGGUACAAGUAACGUUGAAAUGAUGCUCCAGCAAGUACAAGAGCACGAGCGAGCAGACGUGGCAGAAUCCUUGUACUAUGAGGCACAUUGUCGGAUUAAGGAUCCAGUUUAUGGUUGUGCUGGAAUAAUCACCAUUUUAAGUGACCAAAUUUACAAUCUUGAAUGCCAAUUGGCCAGAGUUCAAGCUCAGAUACAAAUCCUGAAAGCACAGCAACUAGGGCCACGUUUCGAAGACCCGCCGCAACCUCAAUGGUCACAACAUUUUCCUAUGAACAACUUCAGAAUGCUUCCAUAUCAUUACUAUUAGAGAUACCUGAAAACUGAACCUCACAAGAAUUCCUUAUCGAUUGGAAAUAGAAGAACCCUCCAAAUUUUGCCUCAUCUGAAGUCGAAACAGCUAGUCUGUAAUCAUCAAGGUAUUAAAGAUUUUCUGUUUCUGGUAUUCUUGGUCUGCAUCCACCUUUAAUAUCUUGUGAUGCAGAUUGUAAGUUUCAACAAUAAGUGCUCUCCAUUAUUAGAGCUUUUGAAAGAAAUGAACACAGCGGACAAAAAUUAUAAUGUGUCAAAAUGUGCUAUCUCAAUAUUUAUUUUAUCAAACACUUGAUAUACAAAAUGACAGCACAAUGCUGUUCCAAUUGUGGUUGCAACUCGCUAUGCCAUUUUCCAGAUGCAGUUUUA
This is a messenger RNA of Cuscuta europaea, 797 nucleotides long. The record is from the annotation of a GenBank genome assembly. NCBI's taxonomy places the organism in Eukaryota, Viridiplantae, Streptophyta, Magnoliopsida, Solanales, Convolvulaceae.